UCUCUCUCUCUCUCUCUCUCUCUCUUGAUAUCUUGAAGGAAAUGGCUGUUAUGAUCAGAAAGCCAUAUGCCUACUCAAAGAUGGACAAGGAGGACCCAGAAGAGGUCAUUCAUCGACGAGCGCAGUUCUUGAUCUACAAAGUGUUGCAGCAAGCAGAAACGCGAAGAAGGCCGUUGAAUUUGAGGAUCAGAAUACGAAAGUUGAAGGUGAAGAUUGGGAGGAGAUUAAAGAAGUUGAGGAAGAGCAUGCUGCUAAGUAUAUCUGCAGCCAGAGUCUGCGUUUAUAAGCAAGUUUUUAGUCAACUGAAAACUUGCAAGACUUUGUUUGGCCGCGGGGAGGGAGCCAUUGGCGCCAGUCUUCCAGCUUUGUUCACUUAAUUGAACCACUUUUGGUUGUGUUGUGUCUCUUACCGUUUUGAGAAAUACCAGGUUGUAAUUUUGGUGUUCGAUUUUUGCUCACAGAUAAAUAUAAUAUGGGAUGUUACAUA
Messenger RNA from Prunus dulcis (almond), 487 nucleotides. RefSeq lists its product as uncharacterized. The record is from RefSeq and is a predicted model, not a curated record. The coding region runs from base 42 to 377 and encodes 111 amino acids. The transcript has a single exon. Lineage: Eukaryota; Viridiplantae; Streptophyta; Magnoliopsida; Rosales; Rosaceae.